AUGGCGCCGCCUCGAUCUUCGUCCUCCCAGACGGGCUGUCCACAUAGUGUCUUGACGUCCUCGCCUUCACCAUAUGCCCUAUCAUCAGGACAUCAGCCUUAUACCGAGCAUCGACUUCUGACCGCCAUAACCGGGGAGCGAAAGCACGUUGCCGAUGCUGCGUCGCAGUACCAUCUCGCGAAAUUCCCCGCACCACUCGUCUUGCCCGGUGACGCCAUCGACCUAGAUCCGAAAUACCCUUCUCAGAGUUUUCGAUCGUGGGUGAACGAAGGCGAGAGGAACCCCAUUACCGCUGAGGGACAUGUCAUCUACGUCGCUGCUCCACCAGAGAUCGACCGAAGCGUGGAAUUCAUGGAUGAUUGGCGUCGUCCCAAUAUCGAGUCAUCAAUGGCAGAGCAGCAGGCAGCCUUUGUUACGGAUGUUGACGUUCGGAGCCUCAUCUCCUACCUGCAAGCCUUCUACUACGGCCUUGAGGUUAAGCCACUCCCCGUGCCUCUGACAUUCACCACCUGGGACGAGUCCAUCAAAUCCAAAUCAGUUUCCAAGAGUCGUAAAACGCGCGAUAUCCAGGCUGUGGCGCUGUCCAACGGCACCGAGGCCACUCGUGUCCGAGUUCGCAGAACGCCGCCUCCAAAUGCAAAUUCAGAAGGUGCCUUCCCGUACAGCCAUCAGCUGAACCUGAACGACAUGACGGACAUGGCACUCAGCAUGCUCCCCUCCGACGCUUAUGCACUGCUGUUCGUCUCGUCGCACGACAUGUACGAGUCUGAAGACGAUGAUUUCUGCUGUGGCCGAGCAUGGGGCGCCAGUCGGGUCGCCAUUGUCUCAAGUGCCAGAUACCAGCCUUGCCUUGAUGACGUCCACGGCGUUGACCGAGAACACAUCUGGCCCGCUAGCCAUUGCACAGACUUCGUGGACAGGCUGAGCGGUCUUGAUCACAGCCAGCGGAACAGGCGCAACGGUGCCAAGAAGCGCACGGUCGCCGACCGACAAGCUUCGGGAGCUCAGUCAGCGGCAACAGAUCAGCCCUUGACCAGAGCGGUCAGUGCAGCCAGUCUGUCCGCUGUCGACAUCAACGGCGUGUUUCUAUUUCGUCUCUGCCGCACGGCGUCACAUGAAUUGGGCCACUGCUUUGGACUUGAUCACUGCAUGUACAUGGCUUGCAUGAUGCAAGGUACGGCGUCAAUGGCGGAAGAUAUGAGGCAGCCGCCGUAUCUGUGCCCCGUGUGUGAAGCAAAGGUCGCUUGGGCGGUUGUGGCCGAGCCUCAAACCGGAGGUCGAGCCAAAAGAGCCGCGGAUCAGACCAGGGAGAAGAAUUGGGAUGCGCGGACCGAGGACGACAAGCGAGAGAUGCAAUUGGUGAAGUGGAAGAAGGAGAGGUGGGGAGCAAUAGAGACGUUUUGCGAGCAAGUCAGUGGCGCUUUUGCUCCCCUGCUGGCGUGGUCAACAGCUAUCCUCGCCGCAUGA
This is a messenger RNA of Cladophialophora yegresii CBS 114405, 1467 nucleotides long. RefSeq lists its product as uncharacterized. Gene Ontology annotation, molecular function: metallopeptidase activity. Bases 1 to 1467 code for a protein of 488 amino acids. The record is from RefSeq and is a predicted model, not a curated record. Gene Ontology annotation, biological process: proteolysis. The transcript has 2 exons. NCBI's taxonomy places the organism in Eukaryota, Fungi, Ascomycota, Eurotiomycetes, Chaetothyriales, Herpotrichiellaceae.